Dermacentor silvarum is the source of this 750-nucleotide messenger RNA. Its product is annotated as sex-determining region Y protein-like. NCBI's taxonomy places the organism in Eukaryota, Metazoa, Arthropoda, Arachnida, Ixodida, Ixodidae. The transcript has a single exon. The record is from RefSeq and is a predicted model, not a curated record. Bases 1 to 750 code for a protein of 249 amino acids.
AUGGCAGUUCCCGAUGAGGCCUCGCAUCCCGGCGUGGCGGGUGCAUCGUUGAACAGCGAGUUGCAACACUGCUACCAGCGGCGAUCGCACGUUCCGCCACCGCCAAGUGCCUUGAUGCCGUUCUCACAGGAAAUAAGCCGUUCGGUGGCCGCCGUUAACGCGAACGAAAUCAACCGGCGCGUUAGCAGCCGCCUGGCAAAGCUGUGGCGUCCUCUGCCCGCCGCCGACAAGGAACCCCUCCAGCGCAAGGUAGCCGAAGCAGUCGCCGUCCACCAAAGGAAGUACCUGGACUACGCGCACCACCCGCGUGAGGCCCACCGGCGCAAGGAGCAGCGGGAACGCAUUGUCAAGCAGGUUACCAGAAAGCUGAAGAACGACAGUUCCUGGGACAAGGAGGAGCAGCCGACAACUUGCACGGUCGCGGCCCGGGGUCGAUAUGGCCUGAAGUUCCAGCAGCAGCUGCAUCCGCCACCAUUGCCACCGACGCCAAGAAGCACACACAGUGCUGUCAGCGGUGCUGCUCGAGUCAGCGCUUCGGGCUCCGGUCAGGGAACGGUGGCCUGUAUGCCGACGGCCACUCUCCCGGCCACGACCAAGGAUCCCGAAGAACAAAUGGUGCCUGUAAAAGUGACUGCUUUAAGAGCCUUGGCUGAAUUUUCGAAGAGGCAGUCGAAACAUUUCCACAAUUAUGCCGAGCUCACCUUGAUCAACAUCUUCAGAACAUUAAAGCAGCCCGAGAGACAGAGGUGA